AUGGCUUCUUCAGAUGCUCUGAAAUAUGUCUACAAACUCGUUCCGUCAAGUGCGCCCAUUCCCGAGUCUUUACCAGACCGACUGCCCGUCAGCGAUCUAGACCUACAGUCGGGCUUCAUCCAUCUUUCUUCGGCUCGUCAGGUACCGAAUACUCUGAAGUUCUUCUUCAAGGACGAGCCUGUUUUAUAUGUACUCCGACUCGAGUAUGCCAUGGUCGAAGACAAUAUACGAUGGGAAAGCCCGGAUGCGAAGAUUUGCGGACCACGGGAUGGGGAGGGAAUGUUUCCGCAUCUCUACAAUGGUCUAAAACUAGGAAAGGACGAGAUCGAAAGUGUCGCUACUUGGAAGAAUGAAAACGGCUGGGAUAAUGCAUUAGAGGAAGCUGCCUCAUGGCUGAUUUAA
Molecule: messenger RNA, 402 nt
Organism: Talaromyces amestolkiae
Lineage: Eukaryota; Fungi; Ascomycota; Eurotiomycetes; Eurotiales; Trichocomaceae
Exons: 2
Coding region: 1-402 (133 amino acids)
Source: RefSeq, a predicted model, not a curated record